AUGAUUGUGAAGAAAUGGAUUGUGUGUGUGUUGGUAUGGGAAACGAGGUAUGGAAGUUUAAAUGAGCUGUGGUUAGGGAUUAAAAUGUUCUGCAAUGGGUAUUGAUGGGUGAAGAUAAGGUAAUUAGCGAUCUUGAGGAAGUUUUACUUUGAAACUUUAAUUCCUUAGUUGAUAAAGUACUAAAAUACUAUGGAGCAUCUUUUAGAAUACCGUGAGGAUGUAAAGAAAUUAAGAUUUAUUUGUUCUGGUUAACUUUAGAUAUUAUUAGGUAGCUAAUACUAUAGAUAAUAUUUUCGUUGUUUUCUUAGUGAACGUUACGUGGGAAUGGUUGAUUUGGAUGUCAGAAGGAGGAAAAGGUUUUUUUUCAAUGCUAGCUAAUUUCAAGCAUGUUUUAAAAUUUACAGUGCGAAAUUUUGAGGUUUAUAUUAUACAUCACAUCAGUCAAAGCUAAAGCCAAUUCUCUAACAGUAAUUGUUGGAUUUUGUUUAAACUUUACAGAUAGUUAGAGAAUAGUCUAAGCUAUUUGUGCGCUAAAUAUCAAUUUUUAACUUUGUUGAUGAUUGAGAUAUUUUAGCUAAAAAUGUUGACGUCCAAGACAUUGAAGCAUAAAAGUGUAAAAUGAAGUUUUAGUCCUGAAAACUUCAUUUUAAAUUUUUUAAUAGUAUUUUAAUUAGAUAAAAGUAUUAAAAAUUAAGAUACGAUUAGUUGGAAAUAAGGUUUCAUUGUAUUGAAUUUAUUUGAAAAAGGAAAACGUUUCCAACUCGCGAAUCCGUUGCCAGCGCACCUUUUUCGUUUUUUCCUCUUUCUUUUUCCACUGCGUUUUCGAAUUCGCAAGACUAUUUGAGAUUGAAAUUUAGUAUUGCUCCGGUUAGUGUAAAAUUGUGGGCAAUGGGAAGUUUCUAAUUUUUUUGAUUUUAAAAGGUAAUUUUUGAAUUUUGAUGAAAAAUUGAAAAAAAAAUGUUUUUGCCAUAACCUUUUAUAGAAUAUUUUUAGAAACCUGAAAUUUUGUUAAAUUAUACAGAAUGUAUUUUGUCAACUAAUUAAAUUUUUAAAAUUUCAAAAGUAUUUUUUUUUAUUUUCAGAAUCAUGUCCACGGACGGCUCAGUGAAAGAAGAAGGCGAGCUCGAAGACGGUGAAUUGGAAACCGAUUCCGAAGCCGAAAACACUGUCGAAGCUUCAGUAGCGUCGAAGCCAGAAGCCUCAAAUGUAAUCGAAAGUCGGUCGAUCGACUCACCAGUCAAUAUUCGUCGAACCGGUUCACCAACCCACCCUCGCCGCACUGAUUCACCAAUAAAUCUGCGCCGGACAGAUUCACCAGUAAACCUUCGCCGGACCGAUUCACCAAACAUUAAUCGACGUUUUGGCUCACCAAUCCAAAGAAACUCACCUCAAUUUAACUCACCAACAGAAUUCGGAGCUUUCAAAACGAACCGCCCGGAGGAUUCAGGAAUAUGCAAAUUUUUUGUUCGCGGAACUUGCACAUGGUCAGAUGGCUGUAGAUUUAGGCAUCCGAAAGGAGAUGAACUUGAACAUUGGAAAAAGUUUCUUGGAGUUAGUAGUGGUGGAGAUAAACGGCAGAAGAACUCAAAUUAUGGUGCGUUUUGUAGCUCUUUGAGAUUUUUUUUUGAAUUUAAUUUUUUUUUGAAAAAAAUGAAACAUACAAGUAAAGAAUAAAAAGAAGUAUAUAUUCUGCAAAUAUCCGGUUAUCACCUAUUUGUUUGACAAAGUUAUGACGGUUUAAAAAGGCCGAAAAUUGAAAAAAGUUCGAUUCCGCUUGGAAACAAAAGCAUAUUUUUUAAUUUUUUUAGUUUAAAAUUUUUUCAUGAAGAAAGUGAAACAUACAUUUUAUAAAGCAUAAAAAGAAGUAUAUAUUCUACAAGUUUCAUAUUUUUAUAUUAAGUUUGAACUGAUUCAUGAUGGUUUAAAAAUGGCGAAAAUUCAAAAAAGUUCGAUUCCGCUUGGAAGCAUGAACUUUUCCUCUUUUGUAAAGAAAACUGAAAACCUAGGAUCAAAACUUAAUUUAAAAACGUUAUAGAUUAAAUUUACUUUUUUCUGUAAAAAUUUUAACUCUCAAACUUUUCAGAACCACUAAGAAAAGACCGCGUUAGUCGAAAAAUCAACCGAGAUCGUCGCUCAUCUUCAAUAUCUUCAAUGGAUUCAGAAGCACGAUAUCGGCGACGAAGACGAAGAAGUUCCUCAGGGUCAUCAGAUGCUCAUAGAAGAAAAAGACGCAGAAAUUACAGUAGAACAUCAUCAUACAGAACCAGGACUCCUUCACCACCCUCUGGACCUCCUUCACCGUAAGAUCUAGCUGGUUUUGAGGAAAUUUGGGGGUUGAAAAUGGUGUUUUGAUAGUUUUGAUGAGUGGUUUUAGUUGGGAGAAGGUUGAGGUGAAAGGAAUUUAUGAUUUGAAUCAGAAUCAUGCAAUUAUAUUAUCUAUAAGGUAUAUUUUAUUUGCUUUAAAGUAAAAAAUAUUGUUUUAGAGCUAGAAGAACACUGAAAAACGUGAAAGCCAACGCCCAAAUGGAGCCAUCGGCCGCGGAUUUGUCCAAUUUUCGAAUCCCAAAGAAAAAACGGAAAUUUGGCUCGAAAUCAAGGUCUAAGUCAAGGUCAAUAUCCAGAUCAAAGUCAAGAUCCUUAUCCAGAAGUGUUAGUCCAGCUGGUUUUUCACAGUAAGUUUUUAGUGCAAUUGUGUCAUUUUGAGAUGAAUAUUGAGGGUUUUGAAGACAUCUUGCUUUUUUAUAUUGUUUUAGGCUGAUAUUAGGGCUUAAAAAGUCUUGUCGUUUUUUAUUGUGUAAAUGUUAGCGAAUUGACGACAUGACUUUUUUGUCAAAUAUUUAACUUCAGAACGGUAUAUUUAGCUUUAUGGGGCUACAAAGGGUUUCAAAAAGUUAAAAAUGACGUUUAGAAAAGCUAAAAAGGCCAACUUUGGCUAUAUUACCAUGGUUAAUAUAAUGUUGAUCUUUUUCAGUAAAAACCCAACAAAGGAACAAGUACAAGACUUCUUUACUGAGAAAGAAAGCGAAAAGCCAUUGGCAUACAGAAGACAUGUAAAUAAGAGUUCAACCCCACCAAAACGGCCAAAAAAGGCCAGAGCAAGAUCAUCCUCAAGUUCAUCAUCAGCUUGUUCUUCUUCAAGCAGCUCGGCUUCUACUUUUAAGUAAGGUUUAGCUAAAGUAGGGUUUGGUUAAAAUGUUUAUUGUAAAAGUGGAUGUAAAGGUUAUAUAUUGAAGUGGCAAAAAAGUUUUGUCGUUUUACAACGUGGAAGGUAGUGUAAAUUGGCGACAUGACUUUUUUGGUUACGAUGAGAGAGGUGGUUUAGAAGUUUAGGAAGGAUGACACUUUAUAACGAUAUUUAUUUCAAAAGUAGAGUUUAAGGAUCUGUAUCAGAGGAAAAAAAAAGUUUUGUCAUUUUUUAACGUGGCAGGUAGUGUACUUUGGCGACAAGACUUUUUUAAGACGUUGAAAUAAGGUGAUUUGAAAUGGUUGAUGUUUUGUAAUGAUAGGAUGGAUAAAGCAGAGCAUUUUGAGUCUUAAAUUUUAAAAAAGAAUAGCAUUUUUAAUUUUUUUAAUUGAAAAUGAAAAUUUUCAUUAUUUUUUAUAAAAUUGGUACCUAUAUAACAAUUUUUUAGAUCUUUGAAGCAAAAAACCCAAAAAAAAUCUCUAUCACCUCAACCUCUAAGCUCGUCCGAAGAAGAAACAACGAAACCCAAACCAAAAAAGAAGAAAAAGCAGCCGGAUCUAAGCCUAGAAGCGGCCAAAAUCUCGUCAGAAAGCGACGAGUCCACAAAGCCUGAGAAACUCGAACCUCAGGCAAUUUCAUCAGACAGUGAGCCAGAACCGAGUGGACAACAUUAUGAAGAUAUCGAGAACGAUGCGAAUGUAAUCGACUUGGAAGAGGAGAAACCGCUGAGUCCGCUGGAGAUCAGUAGCGAAUCGGUAGGCAAAUCUGCACCGUCUCCAGUCUGGGCGUCUACUGUCUCGGCUCAUAACUUGAGAUUUUGAAGGUCUUGGUUGAUACUUUGAGAUUCUGAAGGUCUGCGUUGAUACUUUGAGAUUCUGAAGGCCUGGGUACAAGGAGGUCUAUCAAUGGUCAGGGGAGGGGAGCAAGGAUCUCUGGUCAUGGAUAUUAAUGUUUUUGGUUUAAAAACAAAGAUGGUCUUGGUUUCUGGACUUGAUUUAACGUGAUAUUGGCCUACAAAAAGGUAUUUUGACUUUGAAUUCCGAAAAGACUAGUCCGGGAACCAAAAACUUUAUUUUUUGCUUGUCUAAUUAAUAUUUACUCGUCUAAUUGUUGCCUUAUUUAACAUUUAAUCAAAUUUUUCGUUUUUUUAUUAUAAUAAUAAAUUUCUUUUGCCUAGUCUAUCGGUCUUGGAUAUGAAAGGUUUUAAUUGAAACACUUUCUAAGGUUUCAACUGAAACACUUUACAUUUUACAGUCAAUAUUGGCAGCGUUUUGCUGUACAGUAAAACAUCUUUAGUAUGUUUAUUGAUAAUAGGACACUGUCUUUAUAAGGACAGUUUUCUGACCAUCCUUUGUAAUAGAACUUAUAUCAAGUAAGCAGGGUGACACUUUAUACGAGGUUACUUAAGAUUACUUGUAUAGAGUGACACCCUACUUAUAAUGGCACUUUGGUCCGGUCUAUUUGGUGUUAUACUAAAGAGGUUCGAUUGUAAUCGAUUUUACUCUUCUUUUAUGCAUUUCUCUGUCUUUAGAACAAAAAUAUUUAACCCGCCCAAAAUUUUUUAAAAAAUUUAAAUUUGAUCCUCUGUUUAUUUAAUUUUUUUUUAUUUUUGGCUUUUUUACCUUCACCUCCCCCCCCCCCCCCUCACAUAUUUUUCUACCUUACCCAUUUCUUACUUUCUACCCUACCCAUGUCUUCGUUUCGACUUUCCCUACCCUUUUUUCUACCCUACCCACUCGUCCAAUGAAAAAAAUGACAUUUCAAGUACACUUAAUACCUAAUUUUCAAUUUUUUCUUACUUCAAACAAUUCAAACAUAUAUAAAACUCCAAUAUCAUUUUCUAAAACAAUAUAUUUUUAUAGGAAACCGAAGCUCGUCGUCCGCCUCGACCUGCUUCUAGUUCAUCCUCGUCAAGUUCUUCAUCUUCUUCAUCAUCUUCAUCAAGUUCUAGCGGCCAUUCGAGUUUGAAAAACGAAUUGCCACCGAAAUUGGAGAAGGAAGGCGGCUUUGGGGAGUCGACCAGGCCGCGACGGGUUUCUUCUGAGGCUAGCGGGUAA
Messenger RNA from Bursaphelenchus okinawaensis, 5241 nucleotides. The record is from the annotation of a GenBank genome assembly. NCBI's taxonomy places the organism in Eukaryota, Metazoa, Nematoda, Chromadorea, Rhabditida, Aphelenchoididae.